This is a messenger RNA of Anarrhichthys ocellatus (wolf-eel), 2023 nucleotides long. RefSeq names its product coiled-coil domain containing 134 (gene ccdc134). Lineage: Eukaryota; Metazoa; Chordata; Actinopteri; Perciformes; Anarhichadidae. The transcript is spliced from 7 exons. The record is from RefSeq and is a predicted model, not a curated record. Bases 307 to 993 code for a protein of 228 amino acids.
UCCUGCUCGGUUAGCGCCCGCUGGCUGUCAUUCGUCCGAGGCGAGGCAGCCGGUGCGAUCGUGUCGCUGGCGGAGUGGAGCAGCGAGAGCCGCAUGUAAAUGAACACCUCCGUGUUGCUGUCACCCGAGGAACCACAGGGGCACGUCGCCUGUCCCGUCCGGUUCAUCCGCGAGCUGACCUUAAACGUCUCGUGUGGAGAUACAAAAAAGCAAGAAGGUUAACCAGCACUACUUUGGAGCAAACGCCGUUCGCCUAACCGCCGCCGUUUCUCACAACAACACGGAGAGAGAGCCUCUCUGCCGACCAUGCGGAGUGUGUGUGCACUGGUCCUGGCGCUCGCUGCCGCCCUCGGCUCGGCGGACCCGGACACGCACAGAAUGAGACACGACUCUAACCUGGACAUCUACAAGCGGCUGUUUGAGACCAAGAGGAAAGAUCAACUGAGCGCGUUGAAGAACCUGGUGGAGCUGAACGACAUCAACCAGCAGUACAAGAUCAUAGACAUCAUGCUUAAAGGACUCUUCAAGGUGUUGGAGGACUCAAGACAAAUCCUGGUUACGUCCAACAUGCAGCCCGAUGACCCGUUCCCAAUGGACGAUAAGAUCAAAGACGCUUAUUCCCACGUGGUGGAGAACACAGCGUUCUUUGGCGACGUGGCGCUGCGUUUCCCCCGUAUCGUCCACCACUACUUCGACCGGAACACCGACUGGGACGGGCUGCUGCGCUGGGGCCUGAAUUUCUGUAACCAGACGGGGGUUUUCACAGGAGGAGCCCACCAACACGUCCUCACCCUCAUGUCACAGGAGCUGGGAAUAACGGAGAAAUCCCCCGACUUCAUAAACCCGUACCGCACAGAGAGAGACGACGUGCUUCAUACCGCCGAGGCGUUCCAGAAGAUCCUGAGGGAGGAGGAGAAGAGGAGGAGGAAAGAGGAGAAGAGGAAAGAAAUAAGGAAAGGCCCUCGCAUCUCCCGCUCUCGCACCGAGCUAUAGCGCUGCACCGCCGAGCGGAGGAGACGAGGAAGGAAGGACGGAGCACACGCACAGUCCACAAGAGGUGGCUUGACUUGUAGACUCCGGGGGCGACAGUGAAGGAAAUAAAAGCUGUCAUCACUUGUAUUAAAAAAAGCCAGGUGCUCUGUUGAAAACAAGAGGAACCCUCGAGUUUACACAAAUAAAAAGUAAAGUGGUGUCAGUUUAUGGCAACGGUGUGAAUUGCUGUACAUCCGCGGCGAUUUAUAAUUGGAAAAUGUAACGUUGUAUAGAAGGUAAAGCAGCUCUGGAAUAGGAGUUGAUAAGGGAAGCUCAUUUUUGAUAAUUUAUGGAAUAUAAUUCAUUUCAGUAUAAUCUUUAAAAACAAACAACUACAAAACCCCCCACUGUACUGUGUCUGGUCUAGAGUUAACGUGUCUAAAACCUCAUGCUUCGUGUGUUUGCCAAAUCUAAAUUUGUCCUCGCCUCAUUCCAGUUGGCCUGUUCCUGGUUCGGUUGAGCUUGAAUUGAUGGAAUACGGUUUAGUUUUUGGUUCCUUCAACUGAGAUGUGUGGGAUAUUGUUUGUAAGUUGGCAGAUUUGUUAUUGCUGCUCAAAGGAGGACACAUUUUAUGUUUCGUUUGCCUGAAGGACGGUGUUCUUUAAUUUGUUUCUUUUCAUAUCUUUUUGAAUAUCAUGUUCAUUUGAUCACCAUCAAAGGGAUCAUCAGUGAAUUAGUUUUUUCAUAUUUGGCUUAUUUUAGUGACCUUUAGUUAAUGAGAAUUAUUUUAUCCUGUUGGAAAUAUCUGUCAGCCAGAUUUACAGUAUAUGAGCUCUUUUUUGUUUUUGUUUUUUUCUGUUUAUCGUUGCUGGAAAUUAACAUAUUUUAAUGGUUUAGAUUUAUGGAAUUGAGAUUGAUGUAAUUUUGAAAUCGUAUUAAGACUGUUAUAAAACUAUGUAUAUUCAGAGAAAGAAUACCAUUGCUGCAGAAUGAACAAGCCAUUUUGUUAUCAAAUUUAAUGAAAUAAAAUGACUGAUAUGUACAAAAAAAA